CCAAUUAGGACAAGAGAAUUCCAGCCCAAUGCAAGCUUCUACAUGGACUGCGAGUGGAUUGAAUAAUCCACCCCUAGGGCCAGGCCUAAAUGCGAUACCCAAUAUUCACUGGCAUGCAUUUAAUAGAGGGGGGGCUAAUGGAAUUCAUUACUCCCACGUUGAUCAACAUCAGUCAGGAUUACAUACUCCACUAUCACAGUUGAUCAGACAUGUUGAAAAUCAAAGUCACUGGAAUCAGCAGCUGCCACAAGCGCCGACAGCACAUAACACAGUCACACAAGCAAAUUUCAGAGCGACUGCUUCGUCAUUGGCGUCAAGAAAUCAAUAUGUGUUUCGCAGAAGUGGUCCCUGCACUACCUUGUCAAGCAACGGAGUGCAGUGUGGUCCAUCAUCAAGCUGGUAUUCUACUCAGAGUUCAAGUGUGGUGCAAAUGGUAGUAAGUGCUCAACAACUAACAAAUUGUGGCCAGGAGGCAAGCCCAGUUCAUGGGGCAGUGACAUGGGGACAUAGACAAGGUGAAUCUGCAGUUGGUUCAUCAGUGGUGCAAAAUGCCAGUGCAAACUAUCAGCGUACCGGUCUUGAAGGCUUUUGUGCAACUUCAAGAAUGAAGGCACAGGGAUCACACUCAAACGGUUCUACAAAAGCUGCUAACAUAGUCUCAGCUUUCCAAAGUGGGAAUGACUUUAUGUUCAGAAAAAUCUGUGGACAAGAUAGUUUGAAAUCAAGCACAGUGCUGGUGGGUGCUAGAGAAACCAACCAGACAAUCUCUAGCACCCCAGACCUACCUCUCUUGACCUUGAAUCCAAACUCAUCUUUUGCAAAUGGCAGCAGUAAUUCAAACACUACUUGUAAUUCCAGCGGUCUCCAUGUACAGCCUUCAUCUGGUCCAUAUGACAAUCGACAGCCUCACCAGAACUUCCCCAAUAAUUCCAGUGAUGCCAUCAUCCCUCACAGCUCCACAUUUAACCAGCAGCAAAGAAAUACUGUCCCUGUCGUGCUUCAGCCCCCACCACCUGCACCACAACAAGUGAAAAGUAUUAGCAAUAAUUCCCAAGGACCAGGAGUUGCAUAUGGGAAUUUAUCUCACUCAAACACUACUUGUAAUUCCAGCAGUCUCCAUGUACAGCCUUCAUCUGGUCCAUAUGACAAUCGACAGCCUCAUCAGAACUUACUAAGUAAUUACAGUGAUGCCAUCAUCCCUCACAGCUCCAAAUUUAUCCAGCAGCAUAGAAAUACUGUCCCUGCCAUGCUCCUGCCCCCACCACCUGCACCACAACAAGAGAAAAGUAUUAGCAACAGUUCCCAAGGAUCAGGGAAUUUAUCUCAUGUUUACCAAAACCAGGAUUUGCUACAUCAGAAGAUAUGCCAAAAUAGAGCUGCAGAGUUCUCUGCUUUAGGCCAAGAGAAUGACCAAGCCAGUCACAGAAUAUCAAGUAUGGAGCCCAUUCAUAGUUUUUGCACCACCACAAAUUCCUCCUCAGUGUUUGCUGCUAAUCCACGUACUUUAAAAUGUAGCUACAGUUGCCCUUCAAACCAUAUAGUGAAGUCAUGUGGCCAGCAACACAGUGGAAAUACUGACCCUUCAGCAAAUCAACAGAGAAAGGAGUACUAUGCCUCAGUGGUGCAGGACAGACAAAGAAAUCCUGAAAACAGUCCAUCUCCAAGUAACACUUUGGUUGUGGAGCAAAAUCAGAUGCCUAUGGGCAACACUACUGAAGUUGGCUCUGACAAGCCUUCAGGAAGGUGCAAUUACCAGAAUGAUUCUGAGAACAGAUCCAAGUGUCUGGAUACUGAGGCUUUGUCUCCAGCAUGUGUUUGGCAACUUGAGUACAUCAAGAACCAAAAAAAAAUGUCUACGUCAUUGACGGGGAUGAAAGCAAUUGCAGUUGUUCCUCCAAUAUCACAGCAGUCAAGCACUGACCAAGCAAGCAGCAUUACAAAUGAAGAUAAAGAGUGCAAGGUUCAGACUUCUUUUCCCGAUAAAAGUGCUGAAGGGAAUCCUGAAAGUGAACCAAAUAAUUCUGGUUUAUCUCAUAAUGUAAAAGAGAGCAUACCCACCAUUUUCUCAUCAGACAAAUCUUUAUGUAACAUAACACCUGAAAGCUCCACAGCUGUAGGUUUGGUUAAAGCAGGGCUAUCGAUCCAGGAAUCUGCUGUGUCAGCAGAAAGCCCUGCUGUCAGUGUUGGGAGCGGUUCUCCUCGGCUGAGUGGCAACAAAGACCAGCAAUUACUUAUGAAGGAGGAUACAUUUGAUUUAUCGACAGUACCACUCAUUUCUUGGACUGCUGACAAACUCAGGGAGUUAAUUGCCACACUGGAAGAUGUUUCAACACCAUCUGACCCCAAGGUGGAGGAGAGUUCAACACCUCAUAUUGUUAGAACGUUUUGGAGUGGCUGGGAGCAAUAUCUCUACUAUGCAUUAAAUUCAAAUGUUGUGGAGACUAUUGUUGAUACUUGGAGGACAUGCACCGAAGAUGAAAACCCAGUCAUAUUUUCAGAAAUGAAUGCUCCAAGCAAUGUGAAAUUAGCAGAAAACUGUCUCAUUUUGGGAUCAGAUGACAUUUCUAAUGAUCUAGAAUGUACACCAUUGCCGUUCAAUCUCUGUGAAUGGACUGACAAUGUAGACAAACGGCAUAUAAACCCAGUGAGACCUGUAAUACACAUAAAUGAGAGGGAGAAUCAGAGAACGAAGGCUGAUGAGAUAGAGAAGUGCAAAGUGGAAGAACCUGUCACUGACACAAUGGAUGUUGAAUUACUGCAGAAACAGUUCCAGACUGAAGCGCUAGGCCCUCUGGAGGAGGUGUCUGAUCCCCUGUCCUUGUUAGAGAUUAAGGUUUUAUCACCUACAGAGGCAAGAAACCUGCACCUUUUCGACAGCCAGCAAAGACAGGAUGACACAGUAGAAGAUCCUCAAACUAAGCAUGCAGAAGAAAGCAUCUUGGAACUUAAAACCAAGAUGUCCGCUGCCAUUGACAGUGACUUAAAUGUUGAUCUUGAAGUUCUUACAGCAGCUGCCGUAGCAUCCAAGCAGCUAUGGAGCGAACAGCUUUCUGCACAAAAGCUGUGCGGAAGCGAGAGUAACAAAACCAGUACUAAAGAUGCGGCUUUUGGGAACAUAGAGACAAUUCUUAAGGAAAGUACUGUUAAGGGUAUGCAGUUGGGGGGGCUUCAGGAAAACUUGAGAGGGACUGUGUCACGCUGUUUAAGUUUUCACAACAGAAAGAAGGAAAAACUGAUGCAGAAAUCCAAAUCCAAACUGCCAUUUCAGAAACAGUUACUUGAAAAUGUUAAGACGGUUCAAAAGGAGUUACCCAGUUCCCUCCCUAUUUCUGGCAUUAAAAAGUAUGUGGAUUGCAGUCGCAGUAAUCAACAAAAAACAGUAAAUGGCACCAAGAAACACAAUGAAGACUCUUUGAAGGUCCCAAAACUGUCUCUUAGCAGAUACUGUCAAAGCCAGCAAGCAAGUGAAAUCAAGGCUGAGAUUCUGAGAAGUGAAAGGUCUCAGAUACUGUCAGUGGUGGUAGAAGAAGGCAUUGCCAGUCUAGCUUUAUAUGGUUCUUCUGCUCAAAGACAAAAACACAUAGCUGUUUCCAGCAGACAGCCUGAUCUUAAGCCUAGUACAAGCACCAUGACUGGGCCUCCUACAAAAAAUACUCUAGAAUUUCACUUCCAGAAGAGAAAUCUUUUGGAAGAGGGCCACCUUGAAAAAGGUAGCAGAGCAAAGCAAAAAGUAUAUUCUUCCUGGGAGAAAAGUUUUGUUCAUCGAGGGGAUGAUUUUAAAUCAAAGGUGAUGCCAACCAAAAAUAGCACAGGAAAGGAUUCACAUAAACUUGGUAAUGGAGAUGCCGAAAAACCAAAGGCGUCGUCAAAAAUUGCAAAGAUUGUGGAGGAAGCCAAGAGUUUCAACAGUAGGGUAUCUUCCCCAAAACAGGGUUGUCUAGUCAAAAUCUAUUGUGAUAAAUAUGGGAAGUACACAAGCAUGACUCAAACAGUCAGUUCUGCUUCCAAAGUUGUUCAAAGGACAGACCCAGGGCAAUUAAAGAAUGGAAUGGUCCACAACAAACCCCAGCUGUCAAAAAAAGAUGAACAGCUGCUGUAUAUCAAUGGGAAGAAAAGGAAAUCUUCCAAAAAGGGGGGACCAAUUCAGGCAUCGAAAAAGAUGUGCAGAUCAAUCUCCAGCAUUCCUGUGGGGAAAAGCAAAUGUGAGAUCAUCGUACCUGGCUCAAAUGCCAAUAUCAGUGAUGGAAAAGGUACUGGAUUUCAAGCAGUUGUCAACGUCUCAAGAGACAACGGUGUUGAAGAACCCCUUGAAAGAACUUACAGAAUUUCUCCAGACUUUGCCUGUCGCCAAGGAAGUGACCACACUGAAGCACUAAAGAUGACAGUCUUGAAAAUGAAAAGUAAGUCUGUUAUGAGUGAAUUCGCCAGAUUUGGUGUGGAUAUUCUAUUUUUUGCAUGUGUAUGGAGAUGCUGA
This is a messenger RNA of Paramormyrops kingsleyae, 4474 nucleotides long. The record is from RefSeq and is a predicted model, not a curated record. NCBI's taxonomy places the organism in Eukaryota, Metazoa, Chordata, Actinopteri, Osteoglossiformes, Mormyridae.